Manis pentadactyla (Chinese pangolin) is the source of this 8854-nucleotide messenger RNA. RefSeq names its product G protein-coupled receptor 137B (gene GPR137B). The record is from RefSeq and is a predicted model, not a curated record. Gene Ontology annotation, cellular component: lysosomal membrane. The transcript has 8 exons. Lineage: Eukaryota; Metazoa; Chordata; Mammalia; Pholidota; Manidae. Bases 49 to 1365 code for a protein of 438 amino acids. Gene Ontology annotation, biological process: positive regulation of TORC1 signaling; negative regulation of osteoclast differentiation; regulation of autophagy.
CGAGAUGCGCGGAGACCCUCGCGGGGGCGGCAGCGGCCGCGAGCCCCGAUGAGGCCCGAGCGCCCCCGGCCGCGCUCCAGCGUCCCCGGCCCGAUGGAGGUCCCUCCGUGGGACCCUCUGCGCAACGACUCGCUGCAGCCGACGCUGACCCCGGCCGUGCCCCCCUACGUGAAGCUCGGUCUCACCAUCGUCUACACCGUGUUCUACUCCCUGCUUUUCGUGUUCAUCUACGUCCAGCUCUGGCUGGUGCUACGCUACCGGCACAAGCGGCUCAGCUACCAGAGCGUCUUCCUCUUCCUCUGCCUCUUCUGGGCCUCCCUGCGGACUGUCCUCUUCUCCUUCUACUUCAAAGACUUCGUGGCGGCCAAUGCGCUCAGCCCCUUCGUCUUCUGGCUACUCUACUGCUUCCCCGUGUGCCUUCAGUUCUUCACCCUGACGCUGAUGAACUUGUAUUUCACGCAGGUCAGUAUUUCUCAGGAGGCGGUCCGUGGACCAGCAGAAACAGAUUCAUGGGAAGGUUUUAAAAAUGCAGAUUCCUUGGUCCAUCCCAGACCCAACAGGUUGUCAUCUCUGAAGGUGAUUUUCAAAGCCAAGUCAAAGUAUUCUCCAGAAUUACUCAAAUAUCGGUUACCCCUCUACCUGGCCUCGCUCUCCAUCAGUCUCAUUUUCCUGCUGGUGAAUCUCACCUGCGCGGUGUUGGUGAAGACAGGAGAUUGGGAGAGGAGGGCUAUCGUCUCCGUGCGAGUGGCCAUCAAUGACACACUCUUUGUGCUGUGUGCCAUCUCCCUUUCCAUCUGUCUCUACAAAAUCUCUAAGAUGUCCUUAGCCAACAUUUACUUGGAGUCUAAGGGUUCCUCCGUGUGCCAAGUGACUGCCAUUGGGGUGACUGUCAUUCUGCUUUACACCUCCCGAGCCUGCUACAACCUGUUCAUCCUGUCAUUUUCUCAGAGCAAGAACGUCCAUUCCUUUGAUUACGACUGGUACAAUGUAUCAGACCAGGCUGAUUUGAAGAACCAGCUGGGUGAUGCCGGAUAUGUGGUGUUUGGAGUGGUCCUUUUUGUGUGGGAGCUCUUACCUACCACGUUAGUAGUUUACUUCUUCCGAGUGAGAAAUUCUACCAAGGACCUUACCAACCCUGGAAUGGUCCCCAGCCAUGGAUUCAGUCCCAGAUCAUAUUUCUUUGACAACCCUCGAAGAUAUGACAGUGAUGAUGACCUUGCCUGGAACAUUGCCCCUCAGGGACUUCAAGGAAGUUUCGCUCCAGACUACUAUGAUUGGGGACAACCACCUAACAGCUUCCUGGCACAAGUAGGAACUUUACAGCCAGACUCGAUUUUGGAUCCUGACAAAACCAGCCAUGGGUAGUACCAGUUAACAGUUUUAUGGAAUACUCCUCAGCUGAAAAGCUUCAGAAGACUAAUUUAAUGACAAGCUGAACUUCUAGGGCACUGUUCCUUAAGAAAUAGGACUUUUGAUAUUUUUAUCUGUUACAGGUUUCUAAAGGCUCCACAGUACUAAGCAAUAAUUUGGAUUGAUAAAACCUUAUUUUAGUACUAAAUAGUGAGCCUGGCUGCCUAUAUCAGUGGGUAUAAUUUAAACUUAAAAAAAAUUCUGUACUUUUAUAAAGAUGUAUUUUGUAUAACAGUGCUAAAAUAUACUAGAUUUUUGAGAAUGUUUUUGCAAUAUAUGUUGUAGUUUGCACAGAUUUUUAUGCAUAAUUCACUUUAAAAGUAUAUAAUAUAUGGUCUGAUGGUUUUUUAAGGCUUUUGGACUAAAAUGCUCCUCAAAUCCUUACCUCUUCAGGUCACUCAGAUUCUGCGCUCCAUGCUGGUAGACUCUAAAUAUAUUUUACAUCUAGAAAGCCAGUUGCACCUCCAGUGUUCAAAGUUAUAAUGUAGCAAGAAUAUCAAGAGACUACAUGCAAGGUAAUUGGCUCUUUACAUAGGUAAGGCCCAGAUGGUUGAUCCCUCAAAGAAUCUCUAAAUUUUGCCAAAGUGUGGUACUCCGGUCAACAGGGCACUAAUGUAUACACUUCAAUGAUAAGUUGAUGUUAAAAAUAUUGACUUAACUUAUACUAUUAAAAGUCCUCUGCUAUAUUCAGAGAGUUUACAUAGUUUCCAACCCAAUGAAAUCUAAUAUCUAUUACCUCAGGACUUCAGCAGGACUGCACCUUUCCCACCUCACUAACAUUCAUUACAUUCAAGGAACAAAAAAGAGGCUCUCAAAGGGUAUUAAUAAUAAAUACCCCUGGCACUUGAUCCAGACUAUGUGGUAUCCUAACAGUUUUCCUGUAAAUUCCAGCCAUAUUUAAAAUAAUGUCCUGUAUUUGAAAGUAGCUCUGAAAGCAGCCUGCUGGAAACUGCAUGUUUUAAAAUGGGAUUAGCACUGCAACCCUAUAUAGCAUGUUUCCUGUCUCAGCCAGGUACAAAGAUGGGUUCCAGACAACUGCUUCUAGGUCGUCUUUAAGUGAAACAUGUCAUGAAAUACUAGUUCUGCAACCAUAAAUGCCAUUCUAAAACUUGAGAUUAUUUACAUAUACAUAUAAAAUUUAUAUAACUAUGUAUACAUAUAUACAAAUAAAUAAAUAUGCAUUCUGUGGUUGUAAACUGCCUAUUAUAGGAGACUGUGGCAUAUGGUUCUUGUCAGGGAAGGUAAAAGCUCUGAUUUUCUGUAAAACAGAGAUAAGAUAUUAGAGGAAGUACUGUUACCACAGAGAAAGGGUCAUUCUGCUCUGCCUAAGAAAUCCCAUCUCAGGACAAAAGGAGGGGCAGAUGAAAGGAACUUAUUAUCUAUCUACAGGAUGAAAUCCAUUUUAACUGUCUUUCACUUCCGAUUUUGGUCUUCAGGAACAACUGGCUCUCUGGUGUUAUUUCACAGAGAUCAAGUCUACUCCUCCUAUCUUGAUGGUAUUUAAAAAUUGGGAUAUAUUGGGAUCUCAAUUUUUAAAUGAGUCCCAAUUGGAUUUUUCACUUAUACAAAACAUCUUUACCCUUCAUAAUCCUUUAUAACAACAUUAUUGCCUUUGAGUAUAUGGAAGGAUUUGGAUCAUGUAUCAUUUAAUAUAGUAACUGUCAGGGAAAAAUUCUACACUGAAGCGAAAUUUGCACAGAUUAUUCAGGUUGCCUUAAAAUACUGUAAGUUGUUAUUCUCAAUAGCUUUAGGGACCCCCUACUUGUCACACUUUGUUACUAAAACAGGAGAAUUUAAAGGCAGACUCAGUAUAUGUUUAAAACUAUGCUUUCAGAAAAGCCCUGCAAUUCUUCAAUAUUAGGUCAUUCAAGGGUUGAUGUAUCUUCCAAAAUACAAUGAUGAAAGUACCACUAAAAUCAUGCAAUUAUUACACUCAUCCUAUAAUGCAUAAACCUUUAUUAUUUGUUAUUACUGGCAGGAAAAUUGAAAUACCUAGCAUUAACUGAAAAAAACCACAAUUUAUUAUGAUAAAACUGCUAGUACUUACUUGAAUGAUUAUAAAGAUGUUCUUAGUGCUCACUUUUCCCUUUAAAAACAUGAUGCCAGAGCACAACUACUGUAAACACAUCUAGACUCUAAAAAACUGCAUCAAACUACCUUCCUCUCAUAGUAAAUGACCACAUAUACCCUGUGAAAUACUGUACAGGUAUGGUGUGGAAAGGAAAACAGAUUCUUUUUAGCUUCCUAAUUUACUUGUGCUGCUGACUAUGCUAACAAAGCUACCUCAUAUGUGAAACACUAAAGGCUGAGAGAAGGCAAAGAAUGGUGAUUACAGGUUGUAAAAUAGUCAAAUGUCUUGUUUUAUGGCAACAUGAUGAAAUUAAAACCUGGAUCAUUUGAAAGUUAAAAAUGGUUAAGAGGCAAUUAUCAAUGAAAAUUCUGUACUGUCAUUCAUGAUUGAACACUAUAAGGCUGUAGGAGAAUGUUUCUGUAGUUAUUGAAAUAAUGGGUGUCCACUUCUGCAGUUACUUGUUUAAAAAUUCCAGCUGAUCUGUGUAGGUAUCUUUAGUUGGCUCUUUUUCCUUUUUAUAUAAUUGAGCCAUUUAACUGUGUCCAAGAUGAAAAUACCCAGUGUGUGUUACAUGCAGAACUGUGGACUGCAAGUUUUGAUUCUUACAGCAUUUACAUCAGUCACAUUUAGUCAUGCCAGUUGUCUCUUGAGUAGUAUAUCAGGUACAUUAGUAACUAUCCUGGCCACCAUAUUUAGCUGCUUAGAUCAGGCACACGUGCAUUGCAUCCCCAGAUUUCCUUUUACCCCAAUCCAGAAGAACUGUUCUUUGUUGGCCUGAACACCUAAGCUCUAUUAAGAGGAAAGGAAUGUGUCAGUAAACCCUAGAGUGUGCUAAGUGCUUUGAUAUCUGUAUUUACAUAGUGGAUAUGACUAUAAUAUUGCUUCUGCUUUUUUCACACAGGUGAAUAUAUAUUAGAACUAAGUGGGUCUGAUUGGAACUAUAAAGAUUUCCAACUAAAGAAACUAAAAAAAUACCUUGCUUUCAUUUGAGUACUGCAUGAUAGAAUAUAGACUAGUAUAGGUCUGAUCAGACACACAGCUAAUAUACAUUUCCAUUUUUCAUCCAUGGAAGCAAUGAACUGUUUUAAUUAAAACCAUUUAUUGUGCAUAAUGCUACUUAAGACUUCUCAAUAUGGAAAGUCCAGAUAGAGGAGCUGUUAGAAAGAUCAGGCUAAAAUUAGUGGACUCCUCAUCAAAGACUACAUGGAAUCCUCAUCAAAGACUACAAACUGAGUAGAGGAAAUAUUUAUUUAAAAAAGGACAGUGAGGAUAAGGAAAUGGAAUUCAGUCCGUGUCCACUGAGUGCCUAUCAUGUUUUAGACACCGGGCUAGGUACUUGUCAUGCGUCUCUGGGGCCACCCUAUAAACUUAGCACCACCCUUACCUUAAUCCUACUCUUUGCCCUAGCAGGGGUAUAUGAAGAGCCCCGGCACCAAAGGGUCAAAAUACUUUCAAGUCUGUUAAUGAUGUCCCUGUGCCCCCAACCUAGAUCUCUUGUGCUGAUUCCCCAUGCCAGUCGUUCAGUUCCUCUGCACCUGGGUACUGAUGGUGGGGUCAUUCAGUGUGGGGUUCUGAGAUUGGCUGCAUGUGUCAUCAAGUAGGGGUUCAAAAUCCUUGGAUCCAAAUCCAGUGACUCUACAGUUCCUAACGAUAACUACCUGGUUCCUUCAAAGCUGGAUUCCUUACCUCUAUUCCUUGACUGUGGCUGGGACUCAGCUUCUAUUUAUUUUCCCAGAAACUUCUAAUACCUUUCCAGCAUUUAUUUAGCUUCCAAAUCUGGUCUACUCUUUUGGACCUUGGCUGCCCUACCACUGAGAACACUGGACUCCAUCUCCAGAAUGGAUUUUCUGCCUCUGAACGUCAGCCUAGUCAAAACCGAAGAUCAGAUGCCUGCUCUCUUCAGCUAGGUCACAGAUCUAGCUUGUCUUUGGCCUCUAUGAGCCUCAGAAUCCCUCCCUUUCUCUCCUGAUCCCUAUUAUUAUGACUUUUCUUGCCCUUGAACCCCAACUUCCCGUGAACCUUGCCAACCUACAAUAGUCCCUCCAGUCUCUCUGCAGUCCCAAAGCAUGGUGCUGCUUGAAGGCAUUAAUUGAUGUGUAAAAAGGGUACAUUUAGAAUAAACAAACAAUGCUUUAACCAAGGCUAUUCAGUUUGGAUACUGAGUAUCCCUGGUGCUAUCCUCUUAGUGAAUUCACUAACCCAGAGUCUGGGCUUCAGGUUUGCAGACUUAAAACUUGUCAAAGGGAACAGAACACUUACCUGUUUGGAGGUAUAUUCUGUGGAGGAAAUCCACAUGAAAAGUUAAAUCAUUUAUCAGAAUGUUGCAAGUUGAAUGCUGACUCUGUUCUGACCAAAGGUAGUGUUAGGUGGAUGUAACUGCUUUUAAUCCAUCUAUGACAACUUAAUGGCACUGUCAAGGAGACACUAAAAUUCAUUUGCAUUGAGGACAUCUUUUCAUAGACAGGUUUCUAUGUUAGCUACUCUUCUUCAAUUGAAAGAUUCUUUCUCUGGAUGCAGUCUCACUAUAAACCAGAUAUAACCUAGUUAGGUUAUGGACUUCCUAAGUUACACAAUGGCAGGGAUAUUUAUUUUGUUCACUGCUGUAUUCUGAACUCCUCAAACAGUGAAUGAACUGUCAAAUCCUUUUCCUUUGGUAGAUAUUUUUUUAAGUUAACUUCUUUCACUUGUACUUUUAUACAUUGUAUAUUGAUUUUACAAGUUUAAUACUCAUUUAAGGGCCCCUACCUGUAUUCUUUUUUAAUUUUUAAAUUUUGGUAUCAUUAAUCUACAAUUACAUGAGGAACACUAUCGUACUAGACUCCCCACAUCAACAAGUACCCUCCACAUACCCCAUUACAGUCACUGUCCAUUAGCAUAGUAAGAUGCUAUAGAAUCCCUACUUGUCUUCUCUGUGUUGUACAACCCUUCCCAUGCCCCCACCCCACAUUAUGUCUGCUAAUAGCAAUGCCCCCUUUUUUUCUCCCUUAUCCCUCCUUUCCCACCCAUCCUCCCCAGUCCCUUUCCCUUUGGUAACUGUUAGUCCAUUCUUGGGUUAUGUGAGUCUGCUGCCAUUCUGUUCCUUCAGUUUUUUUCUUUGUUCUUAUACUCCACAGAUGAGUGAAAUCAUUUGAUACUUGUCUUUUUCCGCCUGGCUUAUUUCACUGAGCAUAAUACCCUGUAGCCCCAGCCACGUUGUUGCAAAUGGUAGGAUUUGUUUUCUUCUUAUGGCUGAAUAAUAUUCCAUUGUGUAUAUGUACCACAUCUUCUUUAUCCAUUCAUCUACUGAUAGACACUUAGGUUGCUUCCAUUUCUUGGCUAUUGUAAAUAGUACUGUGGUAAACAUAGGGGUGCAUAUGUCUUUUUCAAACUGGGCUGCUGCAUUCUUAGGGUAAAUCCCUAGGAGUGGAAUUCCUGGGUCAAACGGUAUUUCUAUUUUUAAUUUUUUGAGGAACCUCCACACUGCUUUCCACAAUGGUGGAACUAAUUUACAUUCCCACCAGCAGCGUAGGAGGGUUCCCCUUUCUCCACAACCUCGCCAACAUUUGUUGUUGUCUUCUGGAUGGUGGCGAUCCUUACUGGUGUGAGGUGAUAUCUCAUUGUGGUUUUAAUUUGCUUUUCUCUGAUGAUUAGCAAUGCGGAGCAUCUUUUCAUGUGUCUGUUGGCCAUCUGAAUUUCUUCUUUGGAGAAGUGUCUGUUCAGAUUCUCUGCCCAUUUUUUAAUUGGAUUAUUUGCUUUUUGUUUGUUGAGAUGCAUGAGCUCUCUCUGUAUUUUGGAUGUCAACCCUUUACCGGAUCUGUCAUUUAUGAAUAUAUUCUUCCAUACUGUAGGAUGCCUUUUUGUUCUCUUGGUGGUGUCCUUUGCUGUACAGAAGCUUUUCAGCUUGAUAUAGUCCCACUUUUUCAGUUUUGCUUUUGUUUCCCUUGCCCGGGGAGAUAUGUUCAUGAAGUCACUCAUGUUUAUGUCCAUGAGAUUUUUGCCUAUGUUUUCCUCCAAGAGUUUUAUGGUUUCAUGACUUAUAUUCAGGUCUUUGAUCCAUUUCAAAUUUACUUUCGUGUAUGGGGUUAGACAAUGAUCCAGUUUCAUUCUCUUGUAUGUAGCUGUCCAGUUUUGCCAACACCAGCUGUUGAAGUGGCUGUCAUUUCCCCAUUGUAUGUCCAUGGCUCCUUUACUGUAUAUUAAUUGACCAUAUAUGUUUGGGUUAAUAUCUGGGCUCUAUUCUGUUCUACUGGUCUGUGGGUCUGUUCUUGUGCCAGUACCAAAUUGUCUUGAUUACUGUGGCUUUGUAGUAGAGCUUGAAGUUGGGAAGCGAGAUCCCCCCCACUUUAUUCUUCCUUCUCAGGAUUGCUUUGGCUAUUUGGGGUCUCCUGUGGUUCCAUAUGAAUUUUAAAACUAUUUGUUCCAGUUCGUUGAAGAAUGCUUGUUGGUAUUUUGAUAGGGAUUGCAUUCAAUCUGUAGAUUGCUUUAGGCAGGAUGGCAUUUUUUUUUUUUUUUUAGUUUUUUGAGGAACCUCCAUACUGUGUUCCUACCUGCAUUCUUAUGAAUCUUGACAAAUAUCCAAACUUUUGGAUAAAGAAUUCAUAAUGGAAUAAGGAAAUCAUUUUAUAUGAAGAUUUCAAAUCACUCUUAGAGGCUAAGUCUUAAAAUAGAAGCACUGAGAUAAAGUUGUGUCUGCACAGGCACUACACGUCCUCUGCUCUGCCCUCACCUGCUGGGACACUAGCAAAUAGAAAUAUUGAAGUAAUUAACACAACAGGUAGCAAAAGGUCUUUAUCAGGUAAAAUAUCAAACUAAAAUAGUGACACAUCAAGUGGUUAAAAGUAUAACCCUUGAGAGAAAACACUUGAGUUGAGCAGAAUGUUAGCAUGAUCCAUCUGUUAAAGGAUGUUUUUUAAGCUCAUAGAGAAUAAACAUGAACAGCUAACAAGAAUUAUUUUUAAAAAAGUGGGGGAGAAUAAGAGAUCAUCAACAUACCAGAUAUUAAAACAAGGAGCCUGAGUACUUAAAACAAUCUGGUACUGGUGUAUAAGUAAAUAGGUCCAUAAAAUAGAGAACCCAGAUACAGAAUUAAAUUCAAAUGGGAUUUUAGAUAUAAACAUAGCAACUCAAACUAGUGAAGAAAAAAUGAAGUGUUCAAUAAGUGGUGUUGGACUAACUGGGUAAUCAUCCAGAAAGAAAUUAGGUUGGAUCCACAGCUCAUACCUACUGCCAGAACAUACUCCAAAGGAAUCAAAAUUUAGAUCUAAAAAAUAAAAAAACACAAAAUUCUAGAGGAAAACAUAGGUGAAUUAUUGCUGUGGAAUGAACAAGGCAUUCUAACUGUGGCUCAAAAUCUAGAAAUCACUAAAAAAUUCAUAAAUAAGAUUGCAUAAAUAA